Messenger RNA from Phanerochaete carnosa HHB-10118-sp, 1779 nucleotides. RefSeq lists its product as uncharacterized. The transcript is spliced from 5 exons. The record is from RefSeq and is a predicted model, not a curated record. The coding region runs from base 1 to 1779 and encodes 592 amino acids. Gene Ontology annotation, molecular function: histone deacetylase activity. Lineage: Eukaryota; Fungi; Basidiomycota; Agaricomycetes; Polyporales; Phanerochaetaceae.
AUGAUUAUCAGGACAUACGAAACUUUCUCUACGACACCUUAUUUUGAUGACCGCGGUCCGCAUGGAUACGCGACUCCGAUAACGGAACGAGUAAAUGUGAGCACGGCUCAACCUCACUCAAGACCCAUAGUCUCAUACUACUCUCCGAAAGGAGUUGGCGCUCAGCAUUAUGGAGAGCGACAUCCGAUGAAGCCUCACAGGCUUACUCUGACAAAUGCACUUGUGUUCGGGUACGGACUCGACAAGCAAAUACAUCAUAUAUACGACCCGCGCCCUGCAACCCAGGCGGAACUCGAGGCAUAUCACGACCGUGAUUAUGUCGAAUUUCUUGGCCGUGUAACGCCUCAGAACCAAGGAGAGAUGAAACAUCUUAUUGACCAAUUCAACUGUGUCGAAGAUUGUCCGAUAUUCGCGGAUAUGUAUGACUUCUGCAAACUGUAUGCUGGGGCGUCCUUGGCGGCCGCCCGGAAGCUUUGCGCGGGCACUACUGACAUCGCAGUCAACUGGUCAGGAGGCUUGCAUCAUGCGAAGAAGGCUGAGGCCAGCGGUUUUUGUUAUGUUAAUGACAUCGUCCUUGCGAUCCUCGAAUUGCUUCGUUUCCACCCUCGUGUCCUUUACAUCGACAUCGACAUUCAUCAUGGAGACGGUGUGGAAUUUGCCUUUUACAACUCAAAUCGGGUCAUGACGCUGUCCUUCCACAAGUACACCGGUGACUUUUUCCCGGGCACAGGGAAGCUGGACGACAACGGCGCUGGUCUCGGAAAGCACUUCUGCCUCAAUGUGCCGCUGCAGGACGGCAUCGACGACGACAUGUACCUCACGACCUUCAAGACGGUCGUCGACGACACCGUUACCGCCUUCCGCCCGUCUGCAAUAGUCUUACAAUGCGGUGCCGACUCUCUAGGCUGUGACCGGCUGGGUGCAUUCAACCUAUCGAUUGCUGCGCACGGCGAGUGCGUCAACUUUGUGCGCAAGUACGGUGUGCCGCUGCUCGUGGUCGGCGGCGGCGGGUACACGAUCAAGAACGUGAGCCGGUGCUGGACGUACGAGACCGCGGUGCUCGUUGGCGCGUCGAUCCCGGACAGCCUGCCCGUCACAAUCUACGACUCCUUCUUCCGCGAGAGCCAGUGGAAGCUGCACCCGCCCCUCACGGGCCGCGUCGAGAACCAGAACACGCCCGCGUCCCUGCAGCGCAUCGCGCUCGCCGUCCGGAACAAGCUGCGCUACCUCCAGGGCGCACCGAGUGUCGCGCUGCAGGAGAUUCCGCCGAGCCUCGGCGCAUGGCUCGAGGACGAGGACCGUACGCGGGAAGAGAAGGUCGAGGAGCGGAGCACGGCGCUCGCGGGCGAGCAGCGCGAGGACCCGCACAAGGCGGCCAACGAGUUCUUCGACAACGACAAUGACGGCGAUGCAGAGGCCGAUGUCGACGGCGACCCGGAGCUGGACAGUGCGCCUGCGUCACGGCGCAAUGCCUCUGCUCGCAAAACACGAGGCCGUACCCGUAACGGACGAACGCGGGCCCGGGGCAAGACCGCCUCUACAGUGGGCGAAGGGGAAGACGAUGCAGACGACGCAGAGCCUGCCCCCGCUCGUCGAGCUAACCGUCGCGGUAAAGGGCGGGGCAAGACAAGAACCAAGGCUAGAGCGCAGCUGAAGGAGAAGGAAGAGGCGUCAGAGACAGAAGCAGAUCCGGCGGCUGCGGACGCGCCUACACCAAUGGAUACGGGCGAUGGCAUACCUGUCAGUGCCUCCGCUGAGGGGGACCUCGACGUAUCAUAG